AUGGAUAUCGACAUCAUUGUCAAAUCAGGUUUCUUCAUAUGCGAUCUUCAUAGAAAUAUUGCUAAACUUCAUUCGGAGCAAUGCAGUGAACAGCGAUUUUCACAAGAAUUUAUGGUUUAUCGAGGUCAAGGCUUGUCUGAAACGGACUUUGAUCGUUUGUUGAAAGCAAGAGAUGGCUUGAUGUCGUUUAACAACUUUUUAUCCACUCAACCGAAUAGAAAAAUGUCUCUUCAAUUUGCUGAACAUGCCUCAAUGAAUCCAAAUAUGGUCGCUGUUCUAUUUAUAAUGCGUAUUGAUCCCUUAGUAUCUAUAACCCCAUUCGCUGACAUUAUAAGCGUGGGCUUCCCGGAUGAGGAAGAAAUUCUGUUCUCGACAAAUGCUACAUUUCGAAUCCAAGGCUGCAAGCAAACCAGUAAGAUUGGAGGACGUUUAUGGGAAGUGAAUCUGUCACUUACAGAUGCCGCUGAUCCUGAUCUCCGUCAAUUAGCAGAAUCGGUAAGGCAGGAAACGUUCCCCGACAAAGAUCCCUGGUAUCGAUUGGGUGAACUAUUGAUUAAAAUGAACGGGCUCGAUACAGCACAAGAUAUAUACGAAUCACUACUUGAUAAUAGUUGUGAACCAGCAAGUAUUUAUCGGCAGCUUUCUCGCAUCAAAGACCAGCAAGCCGAGUAUGCACAAGCAGUCAAAUUCUGUGAAAAAGGAAUUCAGGUUGUAGAAAAAACUCGCAAGCCCAAUCAUUCCGAUCAAGCUCUAUUUUACAAUGAACUUGGUAUCCUGAACAAAAAAAUGGGAGCAUACUCCGAUGCACUUGCGUUUCAUGAAAAAGCACUUCACAUUGUCCAAGAAACCUGCCCACCGAGCCAUCCGGAUUUGUCAACGACGUACAAUCAUAUUGGUUCCGUAUAUGAAAAGAUGGCAGCGUACUCGAAAGCUCUAUCUUCUCAUACGAAAGCGCUACAACUUCAAGAAAAGUAUCUUUCUUCAAAUGACCGUUCCUUUUCUACUACUUACGGAUAUAUUGGUUCUGUUUAUGAAAAGAUGGGUGAAUAUUCCAAAGCACUCGAAUAUCAAGAACGAGCGCUUUUAGUUCAACAAACAAGUCUCCCAUCAAAACAUCCUAGUUUGGCUACUUCUUGGAGCAAUAUUGGCUCUGUUUGUGAGAAGAUGGGCGAGUAUCCCAAAGCACUCGAAUAUCAUGAACGAGCACUUACAAUUCAACAAAAAGGUCUUCUUCCAAAUCAUCCUGAUAUAGCUGCUAGUUAUAAUAACAUCGGUUCAGUCUAUGAGGGUAUGAAGGAGUAUUCGAAGGCUCUUUCAUUUCAAGAAAGAGCGCGUGAACUUCAAGAACAAAGCCUGCCAUCGAAUCAUCCCAAUCUGGCUAUUACUUUCAAUAAUCUUGGUUCAGUGCAUGAGAAACUCGGCCAAUGCAUGAAAGCACUUUCAUUCCAAGCUAAAGCGUUUAAAAUUCUUCAAGCAACUCUACCAGCCAACCAUCCUGACUUGGCCAAUUCAUAUAACCUUCUAGGAAAGGCAUUGAACACAACUGGUGAGUAUCCGAAAGCAAUUUCUGCCCAUGAAAAAGCAGUGGACAUUCAGAAGAAAAGUCUUCCGGAAAAUCAUCCUAGUUUAGCUGUUUCCUAUCACAAUAUGGGACGAGUUUACACAAACAUGAAUAAUUAUUCCAAAGCAUUAUCAUUUUAUGAACGUGCACUCGACGUUGGACAACAUUCAUUACCUGAAAACCAUCCUUCUCUUAAAAUGUAUCAAGAAGAUAUUAAAGAUUUGAAAAAGAAGAUGUAA
Molecule: messenger RNA, 1800 nt
Organism: Adineta ricciae
Lineage: Eukaryota; Metazoa; Rotifera; Eurotatoria; Adinetida; Adinetidae
Source: the annotation of a GenBank genome assembly